AUGGCCGCUCAACUCAGUUGUCAUCAUCCUCCUCUUCCUGCGUCGCAUUCUCCUGCAGUCUCUGAUGCUAAUGAUGAGCGGAUCGACCAGUGCUCGCGGACGUCGUCUCCGGACGCCUUCCACUUAGUCCUUCCCCGUCGCUUCCGCCCUGCCCGCCGCGGCUCGACUUGCAGCACCUCCGACAGCUCGCCUUCCGCAUCGGCCGCGUCCAAAGCGUAUCACAGAGAUCUGGUCCUGUUGCUGGGAAAGCUGGCGGGGUCUCGGGAAAACGCAAAGCGAUUCCUUCGUUUUCGAGCGUCGUCCAAUCCCUCGUCGUCGUCCCAGACCUCUGCCUCUCCGCCGCGGCCGAGGUCGAGACGCGCCCGCCCGAUCUCUGAGAUCAUCCUGCCCUCCAACAAUGCGCAGAUGGCGCCGUCGAUGGAUCCGGAUGUGAUUGGCAAUCGCUCGAGCUCGCCGUCUACCCAUUCCAUGACUGGCGGAGUGGCCACGCGACCGGCGUCCCGAGACCACAGCCCUGAGCCAGACGUUUCCCCGAGUUUUCCGACCUUGCGCAACGAAAAGGUCGUCGCCACGGGAAAUGGCAUUACGGUCAGUAUCGCGCUUGCGGAGCCGGUGCUCUUUCUCCCCGGCUAUGACCAUAACGAUCCGAGCACGAAGAAGUCGGCCAUUCUGCGCGGACAUCUGCAUAUCAAAACGACAAAAUCCGUCAAGAUAAAAAAGAUAUCUGUCUGCUUUCGGGGUCACGCGCAAACAGAUUGGCCGGAUGGGAUUCCACCCAAGAAAGUGCACUUUCAUGACAAGAAGGACCUCGUGACUAAUGGUAUGGUCUAUUUCAACCAUGGCGACACCGCUCUGGUGCAGAACGAGUACGGCGCCCACUGCUACAAACUAGCCAAGCCGCAUCCGUCGAGCACGACGAAGGAGCUGAAGGUUCCGGGAGUGACCGCUACAACGCGCGAGCUUCUGAAGAGUGGAUCGACGACGUCGGUGCACCGGGAGACUGCGAAAGAAAUCAAACGACUGUCUCUACAGUCCAACCACUCGCGCAGCUUUGGAAAGAAUGACCCGCCGCCGAGCACGCAGGCUCACACCUCGCGCUCCUACCGAGUUUUCCCCCCUGGUGACUAUCUCUACGCCUUCGAGUUUCCCAUCGAUGGUUCUCUCCCGGAGACGAUCAAGACCGAACUGGGUUUCGUGCGCUAUGAUCUCGAAGCCAUCGUGGAGCGAUCCGGUGCUUUCCGGCCGAAUCUGCUGGGUUCGGUCGAAGUUCAGGUCAUCCGGACCCCAGCCGAGGGAUCCUUGGAACAGGUGGAGCCGAUCGCCAUUUCGCGAAACUGGGAGGACCAGCUUCAUUAUGACAUUGUCAUCUCGGGGAAAUCGUUUCCUCUGGGGUCUCAGGUCCCAAUCGCAUUCAAAUUGACGCCGCUGGCCAAGGUGGAAUGUCACCGAAUCAAGGUGUAUGUGACCGAGAAUAUCCAACAUUGGACUUCUGACAAGUCCGUCCAUCGCUUCCUGCCUCCCAAGAAGAUCCUCUUAUUUGAAAAACGCGCCGAUUCACAUAGCGUGAGUGCAUAUCCGGGGAGCACCAUGCGUGUGACGGCUGGCGGUGGCGUCAGUUGGGAUAACCGGGAAGCUGCCGCUCGAGGUGAGGAACAGGUCGAUCGGAACAGUACGAGCCUGCUAGGAAACCUCUCGAAUGAUACUGGAGUUGGGCCAACGGAGAUGGAGUUCAACGUGCAGCUUCCCAGCUGCCAUGCGAUGAAGGGAAGGGAUGAAUCGCAACGGCUACAUUUCGACACCACCUAUGAGAAUAUUCAGAUCAAUCAUUGGAUCAAGAUCGUCAUGCGUCUGUCCAAAGUCGACGAGAAGGAUCCUUCGAAACGACGACAUUUUGAAAUCUCGAUCGAUUCUCCUUUCCAUAUCCUCUCCUGCAAGGCCACGCAAGCCAACAUCUACCUUCCGGCAUACAGCACUCCGUCGUCCGAUCCGGUGAUCCCACCAGAAGAGUACGAAUGCGGAUGCCCUGAUGCUCCAGUGACCCGCCGCAAUGGGUCUUCGACUCCCUCUUCGGACCGCGACGGCGGUCGAAGCUUCACGUCUGGAUCCGGUGGCGUAGCGCGCCCGGAGCAAGCGCACUUGGCUCAUGAGCCCAACGAGCGCGAGGCUCGUCCCAUGCAUCUUCUCCGCGCGCCGUCUUUUGCUCCGCCGGCGUUUGACGAGGUUGAGCCGCCCCCGCCGCCGUUGGUCACGCCGCCUCCGGAUUACACGUCGAUCGUGGGAGACACGGAUCAGGAAGCGGUCCUGACCGACUACUUCCAGCGGCUGUCAUACUACGAGGAGCAUGAGGAGGAGGAGCGCGGCACGGGUCGAGUCGAUGUUCCUCUCACGCCCGGGGGCCGCGUCAACCGCAGCAUGGACGUGCCACGGGAAUGGGUUCCUCUGGGCGAGUCGACUGUUCAAUGA
Messenger RNA from Rasamsonia emersonii CBS 393.64, 2463 nucleotides. RefSeq names its product Arrestin domain protein. Bases 1 to 2463 code for a protein of 820 amino acids. Gene Ontology annotation, cellular component: cytosol; cytoplasm. Gene Ontology annotation, biological process: ubiquitin-dependent endocytosis. The record is from RefSeq and is a predicted model, not a curated record. The transcript is spliced from 3 exons. NCBI's taxonomy places the organism in Eukaryota, Fungi, Ascomycota, Eurotiomycetes, Eurotiales, Trichocomaceae. Gene Ontology annotation, molecular function: protein-macromolecule adaptor activity; ubiquitin protein ligase binding.